AUGCCUUUGCAUAAAUGCACUUUAACCAACCUUCCGAUACCCACCCACCAACCGCCCUCACACAUACACACACUUACAUGUUGUCAGGCCAACGUGGUUGUCCUGAUCGCCAUCAUCUACGCGCUCACGGUGAAGCUGAAGGCGGACCCGAACAGGGUGUUCCGCAGGUCCAUCGGCAACCGGCACUCGGCGGCGCCCGCCAGCCCUCGACGACCCAAACGGACCGGCGUCAACGGGCCGCGUCGGGACGACGUGAACACGACCCUCGACACGGGCCUGGGCAACGGCAACGCGGACAGACCGGACGGUCAGCGGAGCGGGUUGCCGACAAAGAGGCUGUCCUCGGGCCCGGCCGCUUUGGUGGCCAGUUCGGCGUGCCGCGUCUUUCUGGGCCGUCGGCAUUCCGUCGCCAUGUGCUCCGGCCUCUUCCAGCGCCGGCUCCGCCAGCCUCCGUGCCGCGACGGUCCGCCGGUCGGCGGUCCGACGUUGGCCCACUGCCUCGGCCUGCAGCGUCGUCGGUCCGGCGGCCAGCUCGGCCGGUCGCAGCGGACCGGGUCGGUCGGCCGGAUCGGACGGACCGGGCGGCUCGAAUCAGCGCCGGCGCCAGCGCCGGACCGGGUGGGCCGACAGGACUCGGACUCGACGCGGGCCGAUCUGACGCGAGCGCUCUGUUGGGUGUCGGACGACGACGACGACGAGGAGGAGGAGGAGGAGGCGGGCGGGCCGCCGAAGCCGGGCAGGGCCGGAGGACUUCGGGUUCGAGUGCGUCAGAUCGGCCGACCCACGAGGACCAGACGCAUCUCCUCCUUCCACGGCGGCUUGACGCGACGCGAAUUCAUGUGA
Messenger RNA from Protopolystoma xenopodis, 843 nucleotides. NCBI's taxonomy places the organism in Eukaryota, Metazoa, Platyhelminthes, Monogenea, Polystomatidea, Polystomatidae. The record is from the annotation of a GenBank genome assembly.